GGAGGGGGGAAAGAAUUUUCAUGCUUUUGAUGCAAUGUCGUGUUAGUGAGUGGUAUAUUUCGCUUUCCUUGUUGUUUGGGAUUUAUAAAGAAAGUAAUUUACUUGACCUGUUGUUUACAUUUUAAAAGUUACAGAAAUCAUUGAAAAUAUCUUUAUUAAUUUUAUUUUCGGAUUCCUAUAUAAAUUCUAUACAGAUGGUAAUUGUUUUGCUGUAUGCAUAUUAUAGUAGUGGAUAUAUUUUAAAAUCCCCUAUGUUCACCUUACUAUUAUUAUGUGUUCUAUCAUAUUGUUGUUAAUCAAUAUGCAAUACAAUAACAUUAUUGGGACAACAUUUGUUAUUCCUAUUUAUUUUGUAUUAAACUAAAAACUAUAGGAAUAAGUAGACAAAGAGAUUUUAUUGAUAAUCUUUUAAUUUAACAAUUAAAAGAUUAUGAAAGUACUUUGAUCGAACAUAAAACAAGACAUUGGUAAACAUAUAUUCAACUAAAUGCAUGCAAUAAAAUGACAUCAAAAUGACAUCGGUGGAGGCGCAGAAAGAUCUUACAGAUUCCUCGCAUCUACAAAAUUCAAUUACAAAUGAAUCACAAGAAGAAAAUUCACAAUCAACAAAUGUCCAAAAAGGACAUAAUCUAAUUGAUAACAUUAACAAGGAAACAAAUAAAGUUGCCAUUGAGAAUACAAAGGACGACAUUAAAGAUGCACAGGAUAUUACAAAUUCUGAUCAAAAGGAAAAUAAAAAUGAGGAAGUGAUCAUUUUAGAAAACAUUAAGAAAGAAGCAAAAUGUAAUAUAAAUAAAAUAGAACGUAGGCAGAAUACAGGGAAGUUGGAUACAAUUUCUUCUGUUUCUGACAAUGACUUUAAGUCAAGUAAAAAUGAAAAUGUAAAAGAAACUGUGUUUAAAAGUGGAAAUAAUUUAAAAAGGACACGACGAAAUGUUAGUACACAAGAGACGGAUGUUUCCUCAGACGAAAAUAAUUUGAGAAACAAGCGAAAAAAGAGAAAUGCAAAUGAUAAAUUCUGUUGGCGAUGUCACAAGGAAUCUGUAGAAGCACAUUGCAGUGCUUGCCCUAGAUCAUGGCAUCGAAAAUGUAUAGGAAUGCAACAGUCGAUUAUUCAAAAUUGGAUAUGUGGGGAAUGUGCAGCUAUUUUACAGGCAGAAAAUGCAGAAACACGUUCUACAGCUAUGGCACAACUAUCUGUUGACCAAUUAUGUUUAUUACUGAAACAUGUAGUCGAGAGAAUGAGAGAAUAUCCUGGUUCAGAACCAUUUUGGAAACCAGUGGAACUUUCUGAGGCACCAAAUUAUUUAGAUUAUGUGGUAAAGCCAAUGGAUCUGAGCCUUUUAGAAUCGAAUGUUCGGGCCAAAUUAUAUGGUAGUACAGACGCAUUCAUGGCUGAUGCCAAGUGGAUACAACACAACUGUAUUGUAUUCAACACAUGUGGUGGUGUAUACACAGAUACAUCUAAAUUAACGAAUGCCGCGAAACAGAUUAUUAAAUUGGCACGUCAGGAAGUAUCAGAAAUUGAAGCAUGCCCUGAUUGUUAUGCUCAUGGCAGAAACUUACCAAGACCACAACCAGCAUGGUUUAUUGAACCCUGUCGUCGUCCUCAUCCACUUGUGUGGGCAAAGUUGAAAGGCUUUCCAUUUUGGCCUGCUAAAGCUAUGCCUCGAAUCAAUUCUCAAGGUUUUAUUGAUGUACGAUUUUUUGGGGAACACGAUCGAGCAUGGGUUCCUCCGCGAGAUUUAUAUCUAUAUUCCGAAAAUCCACCUGCUCCAUUACCGAGGAAGAGAAAAUUAGAUAUGGUAGAGUGUGUUAAGGAAAUUACUCGUCACUGUCGGAAGCUAGAACUUGCGUUUGGCCAAUUUACAUUUGCGCCUCCCAAAGUGCAAUAUAAUCCGCAUGAUCCAAUGCAAAUAAAAUUACUGUUACCAAAUUAUGAUCCUCUUCAUUCUAAUAACUGUACAUCACCGCAACUCUUGCUUCCAAAAAAGACACCGCUUCUUAAAAAGCGGAUCCAUGUAAAAAAUAAUUUACAAACAAACACGGAAAAAGCAGACAAUUCUGAUACUGAAAAUAAAAUAUCAAAUGAAUUUAACGUAACUAACAAAGGAAGCAAAAUUGAAAAUAAAUCAUUUAAAGCAGUACAAGAAUCUGAUAACUUUCAGAAAACCGAAACGGUUACGAUUACAAGUAAUAAUUUAAAUGAACCAAGAGAAAGAAAAAGGAAAGUGAAUGUGCAACCAGAAAAGAAUAUGUCAAAGUUCAAAGUAGUGAUGAAAGAAGAUAUAAAUACGCCAAGUACAAGUAAAACUAAUACAAAUAGUGCAAAUGAUGAGAAAUGUGUCAGUAAUCCAGUAAAAUAUGACGCGAAAGCAUCAAAUUCUAUAAUGUUGAAACAAGAUAUUAAUCCUGAAAAUGCAACAAACAAUAAUGCAAAAUCUUUGGAAAAUUCAUUACAACAAGAGAUAAAAUCCCCGAAAAAGCAUAUAGCAAAAGACAUUCACAUAUCCAAAAAACGAAUUCCCUUUAAGGUGAACGUUAUUAAAAGAAGUGUCAGCCAAAAUGUAAAUUUACAGAAGAAUAAUUGUAGAAACCAUGAAAACACAGAAAAAGUUUACAAGCCAAAGACUAGAAUAGUCGAUAAAAUGAACGCUGAGAAAGCUUUAAAAUUUAUUACAACGGAACAAAAUCAGAAUAUGGUAGAAUCGACAAUUUUGAUUAAACGCCAGAAUGAUUCAAUGACAUUGAAAGAAGGCUCUAAAAGUGAUAAUAAUAGUAAUUUAACAGCAUCGUCCAUUUUAGUACAAACUAAUAAAACAUCACUUAAUGUUGAUAUUAAUGACGAUAUUGACAUUAAUAGAAAAAAUGCUACAGAUCAACCUGUCGGGUUACUUUUCGUAGCAAAUGAUGAUAAAUCUAAUAUCACGAAAAAGUGUACUGAGGAAACUACCGAGAAUGAAAAAAAGAGCGAUAUUUCGGCUCAUGUACAACAAAUUUCCAGAGAUUCGUUGAGAGCAAAAGAUCAACAAGUAAAGGAAAAUAGAGCUAGAAAAUCAUUUCCUAAUAAACCUCGUAAUUACCCGCAACAUAUUCCUCGUUCGUCGACAAAUACAUUAUCAAGUCCGAUCGAGUCUACUGUUCAUACGCCUACUCAUCAGACUGAAAAUUGUGUCGAGUACCAAAUGUUGCCCCCAGAAGCAGGUCCUAUUAGUGCCCGUUUAUAUCAUGAUGCUCAAGAUUUAGCUACAAAAAUGGCUAAAUUAAUGGAAGAGGCGUAUAAAGAAGCAGCGCAUGAGAAUCAAAAUUGUGAAAAUCGCAAUAUGUCCGAAAAUCAUCAAGCGUCAGUUCAUUUUUUAAGAUUACAGAUAGAACGAAUGAGGUGGCAACACCAACAACAAUUAACAGAAUUAAAACACAACACUGACAGAAUAUUAAGAGAAAUGAAGGCAAGCUUAGAAGCUGAACGAUUACGUGCUGUCGAGGAAACUCGUAGAGAAGCCGAAGAGGGGAUGUUACGUUGUAUCGAAGAAAUCAAACGUAAACAGUGGUGUGCAAUGUGUGGCAGAGAAGCAUUAUUUUACUGCUGUUGGAAUACUGCAUACUGUGAUUAUCCUUGCCAACAAUCACAUUGGUCAGUGCAUAUGAGAACAUGCGCUCAACAACCUUCGUUCACUACUAUUAUUACUAGUUCUACUGCAAAUUCAAAUCAGCAACAGAAUCAUAAUAUCAAAAUAAACAGACUUACUAAUAAGACAUACGAAUUGCCUUAUGACAAACAGAAUGAGAUAUCGUGAUUUUUAUCUUUGUGUUGUUCUGAAACUGAAGGUAAUGGAAAUUCAUCAUAGCGUACGUAUACUUUAAUAUAAACGGACACUUCUUAUACAAUAAAAAAAAAAUAAAGAAAAAGUCGUUCAGUGCAAUUAUAUUACAGCUUAAAAGGCGAAAAUUUUAAAGUGACAAAAAUAUUGAUGAAACGAGGUAAAUAAUAUUUGUAUUUCAUUUUGCACAAACGAUCUUGUUUUGUAUAAAAAAUAGAAAAAUAAAUGAAAAUGUUAUGUAUAGUAUGAUAUAAAUAGCUUUUGCCCAUUAUGUUUUUAAAAACAAUGGGAAAGAUGCCCAUCUACCUUUAUAAAAACUACAUAUGUAGGUGUAGCCAAUUUACUUAUGUAUAUAAUACCAGGUAAUAGUUAUUUAUUUCACUCCAAAAUUUUCAAUAGUUAAAUAUCGCGUUCUUCUGUACUUUUCUAUUCUCUAAGUACUCUCGCAGUUUUUGUUUCAUAGUCAGAUUCUCCAGGGAGAGCGUUUUUAUGUUUCAGAUAACGCAAAGUUGGAGAGUUUGCCAUAUCUAAACUUUUCCUAGUAUAUCUUUUAAAAUACUAUAAAUAAAUAAGUAUUUACAGAUUUAUCAAC
Messenger RNA from Bombus terrestris (buff-tailed bumblebee), 4413 nucleotides. RefSeq names its product protein kinase C-binding protein 1 (gene Zmynd8). The transcript is spliced from 7 exons. Bases 513 to 3797 code for a protein of 1094 amino acids. The record is from RefSeq and is a predicted model, not a curated record. Gene Ontology annotation, molecular function: protein binding. Lineage: Eukaryota; Metazoa; Arthropoda; Insecta; Hymenoptera; Apidae. Gene Ontology annotation, biological process: regulation of DNA-templated transcription.